Molecule: messenger RNA, 2315 nt
Organism: Carya illinoinensis
Lineage: Eukaryota; Viridiplantae; Streptophyta; Magnoliopsida; Fagales; Juglandaceae
Product: O-fucosyltransferase 15-like
Exons: 10
Coding region: 167-2152 (661 amino acids)
Source: RefSeq, a predicted model, not a curated record
GCUGUUUAUCAUCCAGCUAACCAUACCGGGAGUUUAUUAAACGGCCUUCAGACAGUCACGCAGUCCGACUGUUCCAUUUGUGGCAAUUCCCACGUUAAAUUUCGCACCCCAAUCCUCAAAUUUUAAAGCUUUAAAAAGAAAACAGAAUUUCCUUGCCUGGUAUACCAUGGCCUCAAUCCCUACUACCCUCUCAGACACCGCUCUCGAAUCUGCCGGUAAAACGAACGAGCAAGAACCGCAUGAGCUUGGCGAGGUCGGGGUUUCUGAUCGGGCUGAGCUUAACAAGGCCAGGUCCGGCUCGUUUCACGCCCGGUCCAACUCACCCACUUCGAGGAGCCGACAGGACUCGCCGAGUCACUCCCCGAGGUUCAGCCCGAGUCGGCUCUCGAACUCUGACCGUUCCCAAGCGUCAUCUUUUUCGGAUCUCAAGUUGCUAGGGUUUCUAUGGGACCGGAAGCUGCAAUUGAAAGCUCAGCAAAAGGGGAAGAGGAAGGCUGCCAAAUCAUGGUAUAGUAGAAAGCGUGUGAAAGGGCUCGUGGCCCUAAUUGGAUUGGUGGGUUUGUUUUUCUUGGUGAAUUGGAUUAUGCUUUUGCGAUUACAGGAUCAAGCUGUUGAUUCUAAAGCUGAGAAUUCGAGUUCGGUUUCGGUCCCGCAACGUGAAGAGGAAAAAUGGAGGAAAGGUAAAGGCAAAAGACCACAGAGAGGUAUCUACGGCAGGAUGUUGGCUUUGGCUGCCCAUGCCUUGGCCGAGAGACAGAAUAAACCCGAGCCAAAAGACUUGUGGCAGGAGCCAUUUGUUCCCGCUUCUGCUUGGAGACCUUGUGCUGAACAACGGAACUGGGAACCCAGUGAUGGAAAUAAUGGACACAUUUUGGUAACUGCAAAUGGUGGGGUGAACCAACAGCGAGUUGCUGUUUGCAAUGCAGUUGUGGUCGCACGAUUACUUAAUUCAACUCUGGUUGUUCCCAGAUUUUUGUACAGUAGUGUAUGGAAAGAUAAGAGUCAAUUCAGCGAUAUCUAUCAGGAGGAGCAUUUUAUUAACUACUUGACUCCUGAUAUUCGGAUAGUGAAGGAACUUCCUAAGGAUCUGCAAUCAUUAGAUUUGGAGGCUGUUGGCAGUGUUGUGACGGAUGAAGACAUCACGAAAGAGGCCAAACCAAGUUUUUACUUAAAGAAGAUUCUCCCUAUUCUAUUUAAGAAUAGAGUCGUACAUUUUGUUGGAUUUGGGAAUCGAUUGGCAUUUGACCCAAUUCCAUUUCAGUUGCAGAGACUUCGAUGCAGAUGUAAUUUUCUUGCACUGCAAUUUGUUCCAAAAAUUCAAGAAACUGGUGCUUUGCUUCUUCAAAGGUUACGCCGGCAUGUAGGUCUCCCUGGAGCACUGGAUCGUUAUCUUAUUGGUUCAUCUGCAGCAUCAAGUAAUAAUGAAAGCAGUAGCGGUGCUAAGAAAACUUCCAAAUAUCUAGCCCUGCACCUGAGAUUUGAAAUUGACAUGGUAGCUCAUUCUUUAUGUGAAUUUGGUGGGGGUGAAGAAGAGAGGCAAGAGUUGGAAGCAUAUCGUGAAAUCCAUUUCCCUGCAUUGACACUUCUCAAGAAGACCACAAAGUUACCCUCUCCUGAAGAACUCAGGUCAGAAGGCCUUUGCCCUCUAACACCUGAGGAAGCAAUACUUAUGCUUGCUGCACUUGGUUUCAGACGCAAGACACAUAUAUUUGUGGCAGGUUCACAAAUAUAUGGGGGUCAGUCUAGGUUGGGAGCUUUGACCAGCUUGUAUCCUAAUUUGGUUACUAAAGAAAAGCUGCUUUCAUCGGCUGAACUUGAACCAUUUGUGAAUUUUUCAUCUCAGUUAGCGGCUCUGGAUUUCAUAGGCUGUACUGCUGCAAAUGCAUUUGCCAUGACUGAUUCAGGGAGUCAGUUUUCAUCUUUAGUGUCUGGAUAUCGAAUAUACUAUGGUGGAGGGAAAAUGCCAACAAUAAGACCAAAUAAACGCAGGCUUGCAGACAUCUUUUUGAAGAAUUCCACCAUAGAAUGGCGCGUGUUUGAACAGAGAGUGAGGAAGGCAGUUAGACAAACUAAACAUGUCCAGGCAAGGCCGAAGGCGAGGAGUGUUUACAGGUUUCCACGGUGUAGAGAGUGUAUGUGCAGGACCGAUUAAUGUGUUUGCUGCGGCUGGAAUAUUAAUACCAACAGUAAUAUGUGACGUUAACUGUUCAUUCUUUUGUGAUUUAUUGAGCAAUUAUGACAAAAACAUUCAAUGUACAUCACUUUUUGAAAGCUGAACUGAAGUUACAUGAUAUACAAGUUGCCGUUAUAAGCUA